ACAGUACUAAAAAAUAAUCAGCUGUUAUCAUCAAUAUAAAAAAAUCAUUAUAAUAUUAUAUAAAAUAUCUUGAGAAUUUGAAAUAAAAAAAAAAGAGACACAUAAAUAAUAUAAAAAAUGUCAAAACAAAAACAUAAAAUGAGUGUAAAUAAAAAUAAACAAUUACAAAUACAAAAAAAAGAUAUUGAAAUAUUCACUGAUGCAUUUAAUUUGUGUUGGGAUUUAUUAAAAAAAAAUAAUUAUUAUAAUACUGAGAAUGUUGAUAAUAAAAAAUCUCCAAUAUCAACAUUAUCAGUUAUAAAUGGACAAAAAAUAUACGAUGCGAUGAUAAAUAUUAUUGAAGAUAUAACUAAAACAAAUAAUAAUGGAGUAUUUGAUUACAGUGAAAAAUCAAUACUCAAUAUUGAUUCAGCUAAAAAACCAGACUAUAUUGAACAUCAAAAAAUAAAUUAUGGUGUUUGGGAACAACCAGAUGGUUGGCCUAGUCAAAUAUUGCAAAGUGCAUCAAGUAGAAUUAUUGAGCCUCUUGAUGAUUCAUCAACAAGUAGAUAUAAUAAUUAUCAUCCUCAUCAUCAUCAUCAUCAUCAUCAUCACAAUUAUACUGACUCAGUAUACACUGGUUUAACAAAUAUGAAUGCUGGUAAUUCAUCAAUGGAAAAAGAUUAUGAUGAUGAUGAUACUGAUGAUGAUUAUGGUAAAACAACUAAUAAAAAAAAUACAUCAAGAAAUCAGCCAAUUGUAUUUGUACCACAUGAAUUAAAAUUACGAGCUGUUACAAUAUCACGUGAUAAUCCAACAUGGUCUGUUAAAAAAAUAAGAGAAGAAUCUGGAUGUAAUCAUAUUGUUAGUAAACAACAAAUUGAAAGAUGGGGUGAACAACUUGAAAGAGGUGGAUCUGCACGUGAUAAAUGGAAAGAUAUUAAUAAUUGGGUUUAUGAAAGAUGUCUUGAAAAUAAAUCAAGAAAUAUCAAAGUAACAAAUAAAUUAAUACAAAAUUGGGGACUUGAAGCUAAGACAAUAUUAAUGAUACCAAGUUUAAAAUUUUCUGCUACAUCUGGCUGGCUGGCAUAUUUUAAAAAACGUUUUAAUAUUACUGGAAAAGCUUGGGAUUUAAAUAUUGAUAAUGAGCCAUUAUUACCAUCACCUGCAUCAAUGGUUGUCGCUAAUUUUGAUACACAUAAUUUACCAUGGGAACUUGGUGGUAAGAUUAAUGAAAAAAUUAAAAAUCAUCGUAAAAAUUAUAAAAAAUUAAGAGUUGAAUAAUUAAUCAUCAUUACAGUGAUUUAAUUAAUCUUACUAAAAUUCAAAAUAAUAAUAUAAAAAAAAAACAAGCUACUCUAUAAUCAAAAACAUGUAAAUAAUUUAUUCUAUUUUAAUUAUUAAGUACUUAAUUUGAUCAAAAGAAAAAAAAUUAUUCUAUUAUGAUAUUGUAAAUACAUGACAAUAUAUUAUUAUUAAUUUGACUUUAAACUUUUCUAUAAAACAGUCAAAUUAUUUAGUAGUUUUUAUGUUUUUUAUAUGCUGAUGAUAUUUAAAAAAUAUUAUAAAAUUAUAUAAUCAUAUUAUAUUAAUUAAUAAAUUCAUAUAUAUUUAAAUGCUUUUGUAUUAAAUAAAUCAAAAUUAUAUAGCUGAA
This is a messenger RNA of Aphidius gifuensis, 1633 nucleotides long. RefSeq lists its product as uncharacterized. The coding region runs from base 118 to 1263 and encodes 381 amino acids. The transcript has 3 exons. The record is from RefSeq and is a predicted model, not a curated record. NCBI's taxonomy places the organism in Eukaryota, Metazoa, Arthropoda, Insecta, Hymenoptera, Braconidae.